AUGUCGAUUACGAGUAAUAUGGAGUCUGAUACAAUAAUAGCUGAUUUUAGGUUCUCGUCCGUGGAAGGUUCGAUAACUGAGAUCAUCGAUAGUCCAAAUCUCGGAGCUGGUGUUAGUACUAGUACUAGUUCAAGUACAAGUCCAAAUACAAGUACAAGUAAUUCAAAUACUCCAGCACCAAUAUCAAAACCAAAGAGAUCAAGAAAUGGUUGUCUGAGUUGUAAAAGGCUUCGAAUAAAAUGCGAUGAAACAAAGCCCCAAUGUGAAUAUUGUCUGCAUACUAAUCGUGAAUGUAUAUAUCCUACUAAAGAAAAUGUCAAACGGAAAAAGCAGCGUCAAAUGAUACGAAAUGCUACUGGAGUCAGCAUUGAUAGUCUAGAAGAUUUAUUGAGGCGAGCAGAGAAAUAUCAUUUUGUUGAGAAAGACCGUCGUGAAUUUUUUAAGUUCCAAAAUCAAUUAGUCUUAAGUCAAGCUACAAGUCAAUUAGGAAUAUCACGAUUUGAACUCCGCCUACUUAAUUUUUUUAAUAAUUAUUGUGUAUACCUAUUUUCAUUUGGAGUCAAUCGACAAGUCCAUAAUGUGUGGGCUAAUCAUGUCCCAAAAUUAUUUUUAGAAAGUGAAUUGGUUAGAAAUAGUGUUUAUGCAUUUGCUACUAUCAAUCUAUUCCCGCUUUGUGAAUUGGAACAAUUGAGAAUUCUGGAUAAACUUUUUGAGGAUGAUUUGAAUUCCUUUCAAGACAUGUCCAUUCAUGAUCAAGUUAAAAGUGCAGAUCACAAUUUUGGUAAUUUUGCUUACAAGGAACAUUCCUUAACACUGACAGAUGGGAAUAAUUUAUUUAUUAGGGCAGCUAAUUACUUUACAAAUUCAAUUGCAGGGAAAAACUCACUACUUUCAGAUGAAUCAACAGAGUAUUAUGGACCCUAUGUGCUAGAUCCGAAAAGGUCAAAAGAGUUGCUAAUUUCAUCGAUCUUAAUCUUUUCGUUCCUUGGGGUUCAUCCUCAUAAAUUGAUUCCGUUAGUAAGUUUCAAUGAUCAAGAAUCAGAUUUCCUUUCGAUUUGUAAAGGAAUUCGCCUAACUAUUAUUUCAGUAUCACCUACUAUUAGGGAAAGUGAGUUCAACGGAUUAUUCCAUUUCGAAAAUAAACUGAAGGCACCCCCUUUAAAAGAAUCAAUGUACCCUGUAAUAGUGGCACUUAGGAAUGAUCUUGAAACUGAAUUUCAACAACGGGAACUAGAUUCUAGAUCGGCUGCAGCUCAUGAAGUUUAUGAAGAGUGUAUUGGAAUACUUCAUGAUUGUUUCUAUAGAGCAAUUUUAAUGGACUACCCAAUUCCUAUAUUCAGGUGGAUCUUGCUUCUUCCAAUAGAGUUCCAUGAUUAUGUUUACGAGAAGGAUUAUUUUGCCCUUUACCUUUUAUACGUAUUUUCCAGCCUUAGCACAAUAAUGCAUUUUCAAUUGUUCGAGGAUAAGAAUAUGUGGAUUGAUUAUAUAAAAUGGUUCAAGACUUACAAUGAGAAUUUAGAAAGAGAAGGGCAAACAGAAUUAAUGUCCCUAUUUACUUCUACAUUUAAUUCUUCGAUUUCUCCAUGGAGGUAUUCUCUUGGAGCAAGCUUUUAUCAGCUAGUAACUGUUAAGAAGUUUGCUUUCGUUAAUACUCCUUAUACACACCUUGCAGAUUUUGAUCCUGAUUUCUUAGCAGAGGCUUUGUGA
Molecule: messenger RNA, 1707 nt
Organism: Scheffersomyces amazonensis
Lineage: Eukaryota; Fungi; Ascomycota; Pichiomycetes; Serinales; Debaryomycetaceae
Product: Zn(II)2Cys6 transcription factor domain-containing protein
Exons: 1
Coding region: 1-1707 (568 amino acids)
Biological process (GO): regulation of transcription by RNA polymerase II
Molecular function (GO): zinc ion binding; DNA-binding transcription activator activity, RNA polymerase II-specific
Source: RefSeq, a predicted model, not a curated record